Molecule: messenger RNA, 1710 nt
Organism: Oikopleura dioica
Lineage: Eukaryota; Metazoa; Chordata; Appendicularia; Copelata; Oikopleuridae
Source: the annotation of a GenBank genome assembly
AUGUUUUUGUUUGCUUUGUUUUCUCUUGCUGUUCAAGUUCAAGGAAAAGAAAAUUCGCCAAAAGCGUCAUACAAUGGCUAUGACGUAUUCGUCGAAUCACGUGACCAAUGCUCUGAAAAGAAAGAGUUCUUUUGCAAUGAAAGCGAUUCUUCACGGAUUUGUGGGGAAUGGAACUGUCCUAAUGGUAUUUCUGAAUUUUCCAGCUGCACUGCUUUUGCGCGGAGUUUCAGCGAAUCCGAGACAAAAGAAUAUCAAAGGACGUGUUACUGUCAUACAAAUGUGGGACCAUUCAAUGUCUUCACCGGAUGCAAGUGGAAGACGGAAGAGAUCGAGUCGACGACUCCCAAACCAAAAACGACAAAAUCCACAACGCAAAACACAACAAGAUCAAAAAGCAACAAAAAAGAUUGCGUUAUUUCUCCCGGAAAAGCAACAGUCACAUGCUCGUCCGAAGGCGUCUCGAUUUUGAUCGACAAAUGCGUUGUCCCCGACGUUGCUAAAGCCGCAAUCCACCUUAAUGAUGAGAACUGUCUUGCAGUCGAUGGAGAUGAUGAUAAAUGGGAAAUCAUAAAAGCCCCAGCUUCAAUUCCGGACACCAGCUUCGUCGUUAAAACAUGCACAGUAGAAGAUGAGGCUUUGACUGAUACCAGUCUCGCUCUUGUUGAAGAUAAGUGUCCCCUCGAAAAUGGACUGAAUUUCGUCUGGGGAGAAAAAACAACAUCUGAUUUGAAAUUCUCCUUCACAAUUUUUAUAUUUCCCCAGAGCGCAGAUUCGGCAAAGAUGACGAUAUCAUGCAACAUCGACUUUUGCAAGGCGGAUGACCCAAAUUGCCUUGCUGAUUGCUCUGCAUCAGAUGAGGAUAGUGGCCCGAGAAAUUCCAUUCUCGUUCUUCGUAACUCGGUCUUGGACGCAUAUGUGAUUUCUCGAGAAGGAAAUUCAAAAGUCUCUGCAAAAAUCACAGCUCCAGUUGGGAAUUAUCCUAAAGAUGCUCAGCAUGCGCUCAUUGGAAAUAAACUUUAUAUCUUUGGUGGAAUAUCGGACAAAAGAAAGAUUGCUGUUCUUGAAAAUUGCGCUUUUGGAGAAAAAUCGGCGAAGCUUUUGAAUGACAUAGACAACGGAAGCGCUGCUCUUUCUAUUGACGGCAAUUCGCGAGUCUUGAUCUGCUUCGCUAAUGGUGAAAAUAAGAACCACUGCGAAAUUUAUGAUGGAUCGAGUUCAACGUCCGCGACCUCCUCGAAUUACGGGCAUGCAUUUGGAAAACUUGGGAUGUAUAAAAAUCAACCGACCACUGUUGGUUCUAGUUACGACACGGAAAAAGGGGAAACACUAACAAACAAUGAAUGGAGGGUGAUUGGAGAUCCACCAAUAAGUGGUCGUUUUUGGGGUCAUGUCUUGGUCGGGCUUGAAAGCGGAAAUCUACUCAUGCUUGGUGGCUGGACUGAUGGAAAUGUUAUAUUGGAUCAUGUCUGGCUUCUCUCAAACGACUCCUGGUCGCGAACUGGAACUUUGAAAAGCGCUAUGUACGUGCAUUCGUCUCUAAAAAUCAACGAUUCGAUUUUCCUGAUCCCCGGUUAUGGAGAACCAAAUCACUCUCUUGAAAGAAUCGACAUGGAGGGAGACGAAAUAAAAAGCUCCGAAAUAAUUGGCACUCAUAGCAAUAGCCAAGUUGUGCCAGUCUUGUUUCCAGUCUCCGCAGGAUUCUGCGCUUAA